CCCGCGCCCGCGCCCGCUCGGGGUGCGAGCGUCGGGGCUCAGGCGAGACCUUUGCUUGCUUGCAGGAGACUGCAUCCUCGAUUCGAAGCCAAGGGAGAUCUCUGAGCCCCAGCGCUUAAACUACGAACAGGUAAAACACGGGGGCGUUUCCUCGCGGCGAAUUCCGACGGCUGGCGUUUCAUCCUCGAACGUGAGUGACGCAAUGGCAGUCCUGCAUAAGCUCCAGACAGGCCUUGAUGUGAAUGUGAGGUUCACUGGGGUACGAGUAUUUGAAUACACGCCCGAAUGCAUAGUGUUUGAUCUUCUUGAUAUUCCGUUAUAUCAUGGGUGGUUAGUGGAUCCUCAGAUCGGAGACAUUGUGAAAGCCGUCGGUAACUGCAGCUACAACCAGUUGGUGGAAAAGAUCAUCUGCUGUAAGCAGUCAGACAACAGCGAGCUGAGGGAGGAAGGCUCCAUAGCAGAGCAGUUCCUCAGUAGCACAGCCACUCAGUUAACUUACCACGGCUUGUGUGAGUUGACGUCCACUGUUCAAGAAGGAGAGCUGUGCGUCUUCUUUAGAAACAACCACUUCAGCACCAUGACCAAACAUAAGGGCCAGCUUUACCUUCUGGUGACAGACCAAGGUUUCCUUACCGAAGAUAAAGUUGUUUGGGAAAGUCUACACAACGUGGAUGGGGAUGGAAACUUCUGUGAUUCUGAAUUCCACCUGCGACUUCCGUCUGAUCCAGAAACGGUAUACCAUGGGCAGCAAGAUCAGAUUGACCAGGACUACUUGAUGGCCUUAUCUUUGCAACAAGAACAGCAAAGCCAAGACGUCAAUUGGGAACAGCUCCCAGAAGGAAUCAGUGACCUCGAGCUUGCCAAGAAACUCCAGGAAGAAGAAGACCGACGGGCCUCGCAGUACUAUCAGGAGCAAGAGCAAGCUGCCGCCACUGCUGCCACAGCUGCUCAAGUCCAGCAAGCACAGGAUGCUGCCCCUCCCUCAGCAGGAAAGCAACUUGGGGGCACUGAGCGGAAAAGAAAAGAGCCUCGGGAGAGGGAAAAAGAGCGGGAGAAGGAGAAGAGCAGCUGUGCCAUUUUAUAGCGGAAGGAGGACGCUGGACCCCGGCACAAGCAAGGAAUCCGCCGGCCAGAAGCUCCCCCUGCCACCUGUGCCUGAGAAGCCCACAGCCGACGGCGUCCUAAGGAUCCUUCAGAGGGAUCUGGAUGGGUGCCUGUAGGGAUGGGAGGGUUGCGCACCGCAGGUAGGGAGACGAGUACCUCAGGAGUGUUGGUUCGCGUGCCCGUCGUGGCGAAGGAGCAGCUCACCGCCUGCCUCGCAGGGCUUCUGCCGAAGGCCUAUUUUAUAUGGUGUGCCGGAUGCACUGCAGACGGAGAUCUUGGCCCUGCACGGCCUCGUUGUGCAGUUUCUCUGGACUCGUGGGCUUUGCCCCUGAACGGGCUUCAGCUGAGUUUCCUUGGCUAACGUUACAAAGAACAGGAUUUUGGGAAUGUAUCGACCGUGCUGAUGUGAAGCAAGAGAAGGCAAGAUCCCAUCAGGACCAGGCUUUCCAGCUUUUAAUCAACUGGUCAGACUCUGCAGGGGAGCUGGUAACUGGGGCUGGGGGGAGAAUAGAGGAAGCUGAUGUUCUAAAGCGUGGGAUUAAACUUGCUUGAAACUUGCUUUCUUCCCCACCUCCCAAGAAGCGUCUAGUGUGAGUAAUGUGAAGAUGUGUUCCGUCACAUGCCUCGUCAAGUGAACUGCAGGUCGGUCUGUAUCUGGAUUGUUUCAGGACUUGGAUCUUAACUGCAUACGUGAGUGGGUCCUCUGGACACUAGUGGCACUUAUUUGUUCAUCCUAAAGAUGUGGAUGGGUUACUGUUUGCAGAAAGCCCGUCUGUACGCGCAGUUACCAUUGGGGGGGGAAUCAAAUUCUGUAAGCCUAGUAUAAACCAAUACGCUACAUGUCAUAGGAUAUAUAGGCUUCUGACUGGAGUACCUGUUGACUUUUACUCUUGCAAGGAAGGGGACAAUUACCAAGUUUCCCUCUCCAGAAGGGCAGCGACCUUCAUCCUUUCAGUAACUUUAUAUAUCAGUUUGCAAAUGCUUUAGGCAGCUUUUGCCGUACUUACAAAAAUUGGACUUGAGACUAGACUUAGGUAUUAAUAUACAAAUUUCAGUCCCAAGCCAACAUUCAUACAGAAUGUGACAAUCUCGCUACAGGGAAGAAGAUGAUUGAAAUGUCAUUGAAAACCUGUAGCUUAUUUUUUUUUUCCUGAAAUGAACAGUUGUUUGGAUGGAGUCUAGAUUAGCAAUGCAGUGACCAAUUUCUAACUCCUCCUGCCUUACAGCUGUUUAGAUACCCUAAGCCGGAGGACAAAAAAAAGCGGGGGGAAUAAAAAUUUAAUUUUAGCAACAUUAUUUCCACAGAUGAUGUUUGUGUUUACAUCUGCUGUGUAUGUGUUCUCUUUAAGUAUGAAAUGCUCGCCUUUGACCAUUAAGCUAAAAUAUAAAUAGCACACGUAAUGGUUUUAUGCAGACCUAAAUUUACCUUGUAUCAUGUUAGAGCGAUAUGUAAGCAUCUCUCUUAUACAUUUCCAAAGUAUCUUACUUCAGAUGUGCAUAUUAUCCUAACCUAUUUUAGACUGGAGUGCCAUCCUGUUAUUAACUUUAAUUUAUACACUACCACUGCAGUUAGAGAUUUAUUUUUAGAAAAAAAAGCUGUUUGUUUACAUGAAGUGUAAAUUUGUACCUUUCUGUUUUUACAUGCUACAUUUGAGAGUUAUGAAAUACACAAACCUAGCAGAGAAAACACAGGACCACUGUUAGUGGUUUGCUUUAGUCACACGCCAUAAGUGACAUUCUGAGAGCAGAAUGGGGAAGCGUGCCUCCUUGCAUGCUCACGCCGGUUCCAGAAUGGCGUGAGGGGUUGUCUUCUUCAGGCGGCUGGCCUUUAAGUGUCUCUGCUCUAGUGAUGGUGAAGCAUGGCGUCUCAUAGACAGUUCUCAGGUAGAGAAGUGACUUCCUCUCAUCAGAAGGGCAGCUCUCUCACUCCAGUGAUCAGCAGCAGCCGUUUAGCUGAAUCCCGUGUCUUACAAGCCCAGCCUCCCUUGUCAUAGCUUGACAGCUUUUGUUAGGAAGACUUGUUGGGCGGUAGCCAUGCAGGUAUUGGUGGCACAAAGGGGGUCUCCGCAUUCUCAAACGGCGUUGCCCUGCCCUGCUUGUUGAGUUGGUUCUGCAGCUGGAGGGCACAGUAGCUGAGGCCUUACUAGCAUACUCCACAUUGUCUACCUCCCCCCAAAAUUACUGUAAGUCGCCUUUUUAUUUCUGCAGAAACUGAAGUUUUAUUUUUGUGCUUGCUUCUGGGGGAUGCCUGCCUUACGCCUGAGCUUUUAGCCUAGUGCAGCAAGCCCUGCCUCUGAGAGAAACCGCCAUUUCUUUGGAAGGACUUCGGCACCGAGGCCGUAUUGGGGCUCACCCGUGUAGCUUAUGGGAGCGAAUACCAGCUGAGGGCCUCUACUGUGGCGAUGCACAUAAAAUGAAGUUCAUCAACACAACCCUUGAGCACUGCCAAAUAAUUUUAUAAUUUUGUAAGGUGUUGCUGAAAAAAACCCAAAUCAUGCCAAUUGUGCUAGAAACCUCUGAGUUGAUCGCUUGGCUCUUUCCCGCAGCAGUUUUUUCACCUCAAUUCUACUGAUACCUGUAGAGAACGAGCACCGUGGGAUGCCCGUAUGAAUGGAAAAGGAGAAUGAAAAGGGAAGCAGACAUUUGGUCAACUCAGCCUGGGACUUAUUCUGUUCCACCAUCCAUUGCAGCACAUGGGCCAAAAGCAGCUUCCGUUUGGCUUCGUGGCUGCAUCCAUGGCCUUCUGCUUCCAGCAGGCUAGCCGUUACCUGCCACGGUUGGACGCAACACACAUUCAAGCUUCAGGCAGCAUUUUCUUCAGUCCUCCAUAUUUAUGGAUUGCUAAGUUAUGGCUCAGUCACAAGACUGUUUUUAGCAAAUCAGAUACUUUGCAUGGAUUUACACUGUGAUCAGCGAAUAGCUGCUUUCUGUUGAAUACUGUCAAUAUUCUUUGAUGUCUUGAGCUGACCCCUGUUGCUAGUCUCACUGUUGUCUAAUUUUUAUAUAUAUUUAUAAUUUUUAACAGACUUAAGUGACUUCCUCAUGUAAUAAAAAUUGAUUCAAGUUCUAACCUUUGUGUGGUAUUUGAGCAGAGAAACCAAAGCUAAUCUGUCCACUCUUUGUGGCUGCAUCCGGUGUCCUCUUAAAAGAAUUUCUCUGCUUUGGCCUACACCUUCACCAGAUUAAGACUGACCUGGCCCAUAAACAGAUCCAUACUAUUCUUACUGACCCCCAAUCAAUAUGCAAGAUCAACUCCAUCCUGGGCCAAAUCUCAUCCUAGUUUUCAACCAAUCAGCUUCCUCACCUUCAUCCAACUAUGCAAAGGAAAGUGAGACGCAGCCCAAGCUGCAGAUCUACACCUAAGCAAUUCUUUGUAUGUUCCCAUUUGCUAGCUCAAGGUCACUCAGCUGGAGCUUAAGCUAGAAACCCACUUUUCUGCACAGUGAAAGCUGAAGAUUAUCCCUCCAGUCACUAACAAAAGUGGUUCAGUACAGUACCUGGGCAGGAAUAUGCUAAUAUCCAGCCUAACUUAUUUAAAAUGCCUCCAAAGUGAGGAAAAGUAGCUAUGUUAAA
Molecule: messenger RNA, 4677 nt
Organism: Python bivittatus (Burmese python)
Lineage: Eukaryota; Metazoa; Chordata; Lepidosauria; Squamata; Pythonidae
Source: RefSeq, a predicted model, not a curated record